AUAGUAACAUCGUCAUCCAUUGAAAGACGGACAAUUUUAUCGCUGUUUUCUUAAAAGAAAAAGAAAGUGGUGGCUCGAGAACGAAUCGCAGGGGAUAUUUUAGUGCAAGUUUUGAAGUUGGUUCGGAGACAGGCGACGGGAAUGAACAAGAACGAAAACGUCGCCAAUGGCAAUCUCGCAAGUAGAGAGUAAUUAAAAAUCUUCGUCAAUUGACAACGAAGCCUACGGACACUUGAAAGUAAUUAAAAAAAAAGAAACAUCACCGUCGACAGGAUCGAAAUAUGUCGUCGUUACGAAUCGCCAUGUUUCUGUUCGUCGUUCUGAUGGUGUUGAUAGACUGCUCAACGGCCAUCCCGGCAGCUGACAAGGAACGAUUGUUGAACGAGGUAGACUUGGUGGACGACGAUGGAAGCAUCGAGACCGCUCUGAUCAAUUACCUGUUCACGAAACAAAUCGUGAAACGGCUUCGAAAUCAGCUGGACAUCGGUGACCUUCAACGCAAACGAAGUUAUUGGAAACAGUGCGCCUUCAACGCCGUCUCCUGCUUUGGCAAAUAGAACGUCGAGUUGCUCCUCGAUCAUCUUUCUCUCUCUCACUCUUUCCUUCCUUUGUCUCUCCCUUUGUCCAGUGGCUAAGCUUUUAAAUAGACGACGAGUAUAGCUCGACGGCACAAAUUCAGAUCCCCAGUGUUGUCAAAUUUGCAUCCGCGAGUUUAUGAAUCUUUGGUAACUCUUUGAUCGUAUUUCAAAAUGUACGUGUCCUUUCGGAGAUUGGAAUCGUUUUCGAUUUGAAAAUGUCGCGGAUGUAAAUUUAGCAAUGAUCCAUUUCCCCGCAAUACGCUGUAUUAUAUUAACAUCGAUAUUAAGGAAAGGAAAUAGUAGAUUGUAGUACGAUGUAUCGUAAUUAUACCUGCGUUAAGAUUAUAGAGUUUUCUUUCCUCGAGUGAGACUUUGCGAAGCACAAUAAUUUCAUCUUCUUGUCAAUUAUACUUUACGUAUUUUAAUUAACGAAGGACGUUGUUUAAUAAAGGAUCCAUUUUUUCCGUUCUGUA
This is a messenger RNA of Apis laboriosa (Himalayan honeybee), 1051 nucleotides long. Its product is annotated as prohormone-1. The record is from RefSeq and is a predicted model, not a curated record. NCBI's taxonomy places the organism in Eukaryota, Metazoa, Arthropoda, Insecta, Hymenoptera, Apidae. The transcript is spliced from 3 exons. The coding region runs from base 282 to 557 and encodes 91 amino acids.